AUGCCAGCGCUCCCCAGGGCUGCCAAGGGUGACGGCAGUGAGCCAAACCAUGUCCAGGAGGAGCUGGUUUCCCAGAUCCAGAGCGAGAUCGAGAAGAAAAAGGCAAGGGCGAACGUGGUGGACAAGGAGGUGGAUGCGCUCGCCGAUGACAUGCGUGCAAUGGUGGAAAGAGUGAAGGAGGACACCGACUCCAGGUCGCGGCAGUACAUGCAGGAGUCCAUGGACGUCAUGGAUAACAAGCUGACCGACCUGAUGGCUGAGCUGGACGAGUACGAGGCGGUGCUCAAGCGGUCCCGGCAGGAAAGCGCAGAGAACGCCCAGGAGCUGUCUGAAUGGAAGCGGGAUGUCGCUCGCCGGAGGUCGAAGGGCCACUUCUUUCAGAGCCUGUACACGGUAGACAAGGAGGAUGAGGAGCGGCCCCGCAGGACCGAGGAGGGGAGCAGGAGUCCAGCCGGCGCAGCAGGCCGCGCCGACUCAGGGCGGGCCAGUGCAGAGGCCAUCCAGGGCGUCGCAGCCUCUGCCACCUCCCAGUCCCUCUCUCGAGGGCUGCUGGUGGCGCUGGGGUCUGUCCUCCUGGCCGUGGUGAUCGGCGACCUGCUCAGCGACGACCCCAGCGCCCGAGCAGACGUCCUCUACACCUGCCUGGCGGGGCUGGCAUUCUGGCUGGCCUGGAGGGGUGUUCAGACAGGCAACUGA
Messenger RNA from Auxenochlorella protothecoides, 696 nucleotides. RefSeq lists its product as hypothetical. Lineage: Eukaryota; Viridiplantae; Chlorophyta; Trebouxiophyceae; Chlorellales; Chlorellaceae. The record is from RefSeq and is a predicted model, not a curated record. The transcript has 3 exons. Bases 1 to 696 code for a protein of 231 amino acids.